AUGAGUCUAACUUUACUUAAUAAGAAAUAUUAAGCAUUGAUGCUUCGAGAAAAAUAAAUAGAAGAUCAUUUUGAUCCUGUUAUUAGACAUAAGAAAUAACAUCAUAAUAUUGAAGAUCUUCGCUAAGAUUAUUAAGAAGAUUUAGAGAACUAUGGUAUUUAUUAUAUUUAUAUAAAUUCACAGGAUUUUCAAAAUAAACUUUCAAGGCAAAAAAAGAACAAGAAUUAGAUAACUUACAAAUCACUCCUGAAAAAUCUCAAAGACCAAUGACUGCUUUUAUAUCACCUACAUAAAAUUCUGCUUAAAGAUAAAGACCUAUUACUGCUCCAGGUCUCAAUUCAUAAAACAAAUAAAUGAUGAAAAUUGAUGAAAAUGAAGAAAUGAUUCAAUUGCCAUAUCAUUCAGAAACUAAAUAUUGGAGAAAUACUAAAAAAUAUGAUAAAAGUUAUAAUCAUUUAUUAAUUUAUAGCCAAUUAAAAUGUUGUUAGAAAUCAUUCAGCUCUCAAAAAAGUCUCUUUAGGAGGGGAUUGUGAAAAUUAUAACAUUGAAGAAUAAUAAAUCAAAAAUUAUAAUAUGAUUGAAAAAUAAAUCAUCAAAAAUAGAUUACUCUCACCAACUUAUGUAUCUUAAAGACAUUAAAUCAAUGAUAGAGAUGUCUAAUAAUUAACUGAAGGUUUUUAUCAACAUGUUUCUCUAAUCAAAGGAACUUCUCUUAUAUAAAAAAAUAAAUAAUAACCUGGUUUCUAAUUGUAUGAUAACCUACUUGAUUUAAUGAAGCUUAUUAGUUAAGAGAAUUCUAAUAAAAAUCCUGUUAUUACAAAAACAUCCUCUUAAGGAUUCAGACCUCAAACUGGUGUUAGUAGACAAAUGAAAACCAAUUAAAGAACAAGACCUUUUAGUAGUAAACUCCAAUCCUUAGGAGUUAGACCAUUUUAAUAAUGA
This is a messenger RNA of Paramecium sonneborni, 942 nucleotides long. NCBI's taxonomy places the organism in Eukaryota, Ciliophora, Oligohymenophorea, Peniculida, Parameciidae. The record is from the annotation of a GenBank genome assembly.